Durusdinium trenchii is the source of this 3305-nucleotide messenger RNA. Lineage: Eukaryota; Dinophyceae; Suessiales; Symbiodiniaceae. The record is from the annotation of a GenBank genome assembly.
CAUGGUUUGACAGUUUUCACAUUUGCCCAUGAUGCACUGAUCGCCUUGACACGCGCGCCAUGCGGACGCGUGUGGUCAGCAGCAGGGUCUCUCUGGAAGUUGCGCUGGAUGCAACGACCACGAUGGCUCAGCUGCUCGCGCUUCUUCCACGACCGGAGAAUGCCUGGGGUGUGCGGAUGCUGUCCUAUGGGCCCUGGCAACUGGGAGAAGGAGACACGAUGCAGGAGGUCUUCGAACUGGCAAAGUCUCAGGAGGUACGGCUGAGCCUGGCUGAUUAUUCAGAGCUGGGACCUCGCCUGGGCCCGCGCGAGGUGUGUCGCAUCCCAGAUGCGGCGCAGCGCGGCAUUACCCUGGAGCAGCUCUGUGUGUUUUGUGGCUUCACAUCUGACAUGGCCUCCUUGUGGUGUGAGGAAGAAGCUGAGGAGAAAGAAGCAUCGCCCACUUUUGUGCCUUUGAAUCCCGAGACCUUCAACAUGUACCAUGGCAGGCGAUGGGUGCUGAAACCCUCCACUGAAGUUUUUCACUGCAGUGUGGUGGAGCUAAUGGCAGUUGAUGCAGAGCAGCAACGGCCCACAUGGUACACAAGCUUCGUUUGGGCCAAUUCGAUUUGCAGGUAUGUGGAAUGCGUGCGAAGGCAUGCCCGGGUUCGGAAAUUCUCGCGGCAAACAGCCUACUGGGGAGGUGGGUUCGCACACAACCAACAUGAUCUAGCUGAAGCAGAUUCUGCAGUUGCAAACCCACGGCGCAACAGCUUUGCCCGCGGGUUGGGCAACUGUGAUGGCAUGUUGCUGGUGUUGUACGACGUGUUCACUCCGGCGCAACGGAUUUGGUGUGUCUUUGAGCUUGCACUGGUGGUCGAGCGCAGAGACACCGAGCAUCCCAUUCUGUUGGAUGUCGGCACUGCAAUGAACAGCCACGCCAGCAUCUUGACCGACGGCCUAACAGCAGAGGAGCAGCUCAUGUCGCCACUGCGGGGCAUGCACCACAAGGCCUGUCGUGAAGCGAAUUUCCCGGCUGAGCUUCUCCAUCAUGCCUUGAGGCUAGACAUACGUGAGGCAACAUCUGCCCGAAAGUUAGAAGAAAACCUGGUCUUGAACACCAUAGCAUUUCCACGAGCCAGCACUAUCAGCUUGGAGUGCUCAUAUCCUGAUCAUCACCCGAACUAUGACAGGAUCAACAGUGCCAUUGGCUCGCACUUUGCCUUGGCCUGCUGGUACGCAUUGGAGAAAAACUCUUCCCAGACUGGUUGCGAUGUAAACCGGCGUCUUAUGUCAGAGAUUUUGCAUCGGGAUGAGACUCGAAGGAUUGUGCAACUCUCCUUCACCGGUUGCCGCCGUUUCAGUGACAAAGAACUAGGGCUUUUGAUGUCGUCAUUGCCUUCCGCUUUGCAAAUCUUCCGCUUGGACCUGGCUUUCACCGGUGUUCACACCUUGGAAUGCUUUGAGGAACUUGGUCACCGACCCAUCUCAAGCCUUUCGCUCUCCUUCACAGGUUCAUCUCUCCACUGCCUAAAAGGAUUGGGCCAAGUUUUGCCGAAGCUUGAGCAGUUGCAAGAGCUGCACCUCUGUUUCUCGAAGCUCAGCUUCCUUGACAACAUCCGACCUCUGACUGUUGCUUUGCCAUCUCUUCGCCUCAGCGAUUUGGAUCUUACAGUGAUGCUCUGCCCGAGGCUCACCGAGCCUGCCAUACAAGAACUGCAGCAGGUGGUGGUCGAGAAUCCACACUCUGGCCGGCUGGCACUCAACUUGCAGGCCACAAGUGCACCCGAGAACCCUCCGAUUGGCGCAAGGGAGCAUUAUGACUUGCAGAAUCCCACAGCUUUGGCCUCCUUGUUGAAGUGUGCGGACAUUCGGCUGGUGCGAGGGGAGUUUCUGCUGGAGCUGCAUGCAGCUGACCAAAACUUCGUCCGUCGCCAAGAAGCGGAGGAAAUGAAGACAGCCUCUGGCCACAGCGCACUGGUUACCCACGAGGAAGUACAUGACUGGAGCGUGGGUCGGGAAGUUUUUUGGCAUGAAGAUGCAUCGCCAGAUGCAUCGCCAAAUGUAUCGGCAGACGCGUCGCCAAAUUUAUCGCCAGCUGCGUCGCCAAAUAUAUCGCCAGAUGCGGUGCCAUACACAUUGCCAGGUGGCUAUGCAGACAACCGCAAACAUCAAAGAUCUCGCAUUGUCAGCGUUUCACAUUGCUGGGAAUCCAUGGAACACCCCGAUCCAUAUGGGCAUCAGCUGAGCAUUUUAGCGUCAGACAUUUGCGCGAGUGAUUGGUACUUCAUUGAUUAUAUGUCUAUCUACCAGUAUGAGCGCAAUGCCAAGCAAGAGCAAUGCUUUCAACUUGCCAUGAAGAACAUGCAUGUGCUCUAUGCUCACGACUUCACGGCCACCUUCCGAAUUGAAGAGCUCACUCCACCUGAGAUCAAAGAACGGAAGAGGUCUAGGAAAGUGACCAUCUACCACGAAAGGACUCGCUUGGUGGAGCAAGUGCCCGUGACGGAGCUCCAAGCCUGCUUGGUGUUGUACACCCAACGGGGAUGGUGUCAGGCGGAGGUUCAGUGGUCUCUGACACGAAGCCUUCCGGCCUGUUGGCUCCUCCCGCAUCCACGUGGGCUUGCGUAUAUUGGCCGGGCACCCAUGGCACCCGAGACCUUCAAACAACGAGUGGAUGUGAAGGAGUUUCGCUUUACUCACCGCAGUGAUCUUGAGGAUGUGGUGCGGCUGCAGAAAGAAGUGUUUUUGGAAAAGGCAGCGAAGGUCUUGGAAUUGGUGCUGACGAAGCUUCCUGAAAGUGAAUUCUCCGUGCUUGCGGAUGCCCUUCCUUACUAUACUCGGCUGGAUCACCUAGUAAUCAAGGACAGUAAGAUGGGGCUCGAUGGCGCAAAGGCCUUUGCGCAGGCUGUACAGACCAACCUGGUGCUGAAGAGGGUCAGCCUCGAGUACGUUUCCAUUGCAGAUGGAGGCAUCUUGCAGCUCGCUGAGGUUCUCAAGAACACCACCGUGCUAGAGUGGUGCUCCUUUGAAGGUAUCACCAUGGGUGACCUGGACAGAGCGGCACUUCAAGAGGUGGAGAAGAUGAACCGAGCACUUCAAGUCAUGUAUUGACACGUGAUAUGAAGUGAACUGGAGUCUCCAACCAGCCAGUGAUUUUUCAUCACAUCUAUCGCUACCUGUUUCGAGUCUCUGUGUUUUUGCUGAAGUUGGCCGAUUGUGCCGAGUUUUAAGUGUUGAUUCGCAGCUGUCAAGCCUUGGGCGGAGUUGGCCCACUGGACCUGGAGAACGGACUCUAUCCAUUGGACCACUCGCACGAAAAGGAAA